Molecule: messenger RNA, 3408 nt
Organism: Microtus oregoni (creeping vole)
Lineage: Eukaryota; Metazoa; Chordata; Mammalia; Rodentia; Cricetidae
Gene: Cog5
Product: component of oligomeric golgi complex 5
Exons: 23
Coding region: 60-2714 (884 amino acids)
Biological process (GO): intra-Golgi vesicle-mediated transport
Cellular component (GO): COG complex
Source: RefSeq, a predicted model, not a curated record
UUCUGCGUCAUCGGGAGGGCGGGGCUGUCGCAGACGUCAUCAACCCGGCACUUGCCAACAUGGAAGGUGGAGACCGAGUCUUCGCCGUGACAGGCCGUGGGUCUGCAGGUUCCGCGGCCGUGACGGCGACCGUGCGGGAGCUCCUGCAGGACGACUGUUACAGUGACUUUUUAAAUGAAGACUUUGAUGUAAAAGCUUAUACUUCUCAAUCUAUUCAUCAAGCUGUAAUUGCUGAGCAACUAGCAAAACUUGCACAGGGGAUCAGUCAGUUGGAUAAAGAGCUACAUUUACAGGUUGUUGCAAGACAUGAAGAUUUAUUGGCGCAAGCAACUGGGAUUGAGUCUUUGGAAGGUGUUCUUCAGAUGAUGCAGACAAGAAUUGGAGCUUUACAGGGAGCUGUUGAUAGGAUGAAAUCAAAAAUUGUUGAGCCAUAUAAUAAAAUAGUAGCCCGUACUGCACAACUAGCAAGACUCCAGGUUGCCUGUGACUUGCUUCGGAGAAUAAUUCGCAUCUUGUUUCUCAGUAAGAGACUCCAGGGACAACUGCAAGGAGGAAGUAGAGAGAUAACCAAAGCUGCUCAGAGUCUCGAUGAACUUGCCGAGUUGGUGCUGUUCCAGCUUCACUGGCUGUGUGCUCUCACCCUGGACAGCGGUUGGCUCAGCAGGGCUGCACUGUUGGAGAAACUGGUGUCUUGCGCUUCCAGCAGCUACAGGUGCCAAUGUGCUCAGCUUCCUCUUCAUGCUGCGUACUGUCACAGCAGCGAUUAUCUUUCUCAAGGAGUAGAUCUUUCUGGAAUAGAAGUAAUAGAGAAUGAUCUGCUCUUUAUUGGAAGAGCACGACUUGAGGUGGAAAAUCAAGCUAAGCGUCUGCUCGAGCACGGUGUGGACACCCAGAAUCCAGCUCAGGUUGGAACAGCCCUUCAGGUUUUCCAUAAUCUCGGAACUUUGAAGGAUACUGUUACCAAUGUUGUGGAUGGUUAUUGUGCUUCUUUGGAAGACAGUAUCAACAAUGCAUUGGAUGUCAAAGUUUUGACUCAGCCUUCCCAGUCAGCUGUGAGAGGAGGUCCUGGGCGAGCUACCAUGCCAACUCCAGGAAACACAGCAGCUUUUCGUGCUUCUCUCUGGACCAAUAUGGAAAAACUUAUGGAUCAUAUCUGUGCUGCAUGUGGACAGGUACAGCAUCUACAAAAAGUAUUAACCAAGAAGAGAGAUCCUGUUUCUCAGAUUUGUUUCAUUGAAGAAAUAGUUAAGGAUGGACAGCCUGAAAUUUUGUACAUGUUUUGGAGUACAGUUACCCAGGCACUUACUUCUCACUUCCAUGCAGCAACAAACUCUUCUAUGUUUUUGAAACAGGCAUUUGAAGGUGAAUACCCUAAAUUAUUACGUCUUUAUAAUGACUUAUGGAAGCGUCUUCAGCAGUACAGUCAAAAUACCCAAGGAAAUUUCAGUACAAGUGGAAUUGCUGAUCUCUAUGUUGACCUCCCACACAUGGAAGACGAUAGACAAGACAUGUUCAUGCUGAAAAAGCCAGACUAUGAUCCAGAAAAGGCUUUGAAAGAUUCACUGCAACCCUAUGAGGCUGCUUAUCUCUCAAAAUCCCUAUCGAGACUCUUCGAUCCCAUCAACUUGGUUUUUCCCCCUGGUGGGCGUAACCCUCCUUCCUCUGAUGAGCUCGAUGGCAUCAUUAAAACCAUAACAAGUGAACUCAAUGUGGCUGCUGUUGAUGCAAACCUCACAUUAGCUGUGUCAAAAAACGUGGCCAAGACCAUACAGCUAUAUGGUGUGAAAUCAGAGCAGCUUCUCUCUACUCAAGGAGAUGCAAGCCAGGUGAUUGGGCCUCUCACUGAAGGACAGAAGAGAAAUGUAGGCGUGGUGAAUUCCCUCUUUAAGUUGCACCAAGCAGUCACAAAGGUGGUCGCCAGUCAGAGUGCCUUCCCGUCAGCUGCUGAGCAAACUAUAAUGUCAGCCCUAAAGACGGUUCACGCUCUUAUGGGGAAUGCCAUCCAGCCCUUACUGACAUCAGUGGCAGAUGCGGUCGAGGCCAUAAUCAUCACCAUGCAUCAGGAAGAUUUCUCUGGGUCAUUACCCAGCUCAGGAAAGCCUGAUGUUCCUUGUUCUCUGUACAUGAAGGAGCUACAAGGUUUCAUUGCCAGAGUUAUGAAUGACUAUUUUAAGCACUUUGAAUGUUUGGAUUUUGUCUUUGACAACACUGAAGCUAUUGCCCAAAGAGCCAUUGAACUUUUUAUCCGUAAUGCCAGUCUCGUAAGACCUCUUGGUGAAGGUGGAAAAAUGCGACUUGCUACUGAUUUUGCGCAGAUGGAGCUGGCUGUGGGUCCACUUUGUAGAAGGGUGUCUGAUUUGGGAAAGUCCUAUCGAAUGCUGAGGUCAUUCAGGCCCCUGCUCUUCCAGACGAGUGAGCACGUGGCUGAUAGUCCGGCCGUGGGGGAUGUGAUUCCAUUCAGCAUCGUCAUUCAGUUUCUGUUCACACGAGCACCCGCUGAGCUCAAGUCCCCCUUCCAGAGGGCAGAGUGGUCCCAUGCACGCUUCUCCCAGUGGCUGGACGAUCAUCCAUCUGAAAAGGACAGGCUCCUCCUUCUCAGGGGAGCCCUGGAAGCUUAUGUUCAAUCAGUGAGAAGCAGAGAAGGCAAAGAAUUUGCACCAGUUUAUCCCAUUAUGGUCCAGCUGCUUCAAAAGGCUAUGUCUACUCUUCAGUGAUGUGCAGUCUCCAUGCACCAACCCAUGUAAAAAGGUGGCAACCAGCAACUAAAGACCAUAGUCAUUUUUGCAUUUCCUAUUGAUCUUUCCUUGUUACUCUAGUUCUUCUACGUUACAAUGCCAUAAUAGAUCAUCACAAACUUUAAAUUGUACGUAUCUGAUUUUCUUCAUAAAGAUACCUACCAUUUUUUUUUCUUUUUCAGAUUUUUGAACAAUGCAAAAUAAUUAUGUGGGUUUUUGUGCCGUUGUGCAAAUGAUUCUAUAUCACUGCUAAAGGGACAAGAACAGCUCACCCUGCUUCCCCAACCAAUGCAGGGAUUUUCAAAUCUCACGCUGGAGUCACACUGCUGGGGAGCUCUGGGUGCACACCUGACAGAGGACUCCAUCCUGAAAGAGACACUGAUGCUGUCAGGUCCAGUGUCCUUCACUUUAAAUGAAGCCAGGGUUUCCUUUAUACUGUGUCAUUUUAUUAGAAACAGGCACUUGGGCUUUGGAACAAGGACAAGUUAAAAAUUAAAAUUUUCUUUUCUACAAAGGUUCUCUAUAAAUAUAAGUCCUUAAUUUUCUAUUGUCUUUACUCCAUUACUAACAUUCUUUAAUUUUUAAAAUCCUACCAGAAACCUAAUUAUAACACCAAUGUUUUCCAUCUGCUGGUCAAAUUUAUUCUUAUAGUUAUACAUAAAUUCAGUCAAUC